AUGACGACGACGACGCUAUCACGCACGCUCUCGGCAACGAGCAUCUCAUCGACCGACACGGCCGCCUCGACUGCAACGACUGCCAUCUCGCGACGAACACGCCGCCGAUUUAAUAACGCGCAACUCACGAUUCUCGAGCAACUCUAUCAUCAGAAUUCGCAUCCAACGCGUUCAGAACGCGAUGCUGUGGCCAAAGCUGGUGGAAUGGAAAGCCGUUCAGUGACCAUCUGGUUCCAAAACAAGCGUCAGACGGAACGACGCGUUGCGCUGCACAACCAUUCUGCACCAUCCAAGACCAAGUUGACCUCUACGCGAGGCAAACGCCCAUCUUCCCCAUUCACAACUUCUUCAUCAUCCUCUCGGUCAUCGUGGCCUUCGUUAGACCGCGUAGCCUCUCGCUCUGAGUUGUGGGCCCCGCCGCCACCGCUUACGCCGAAGCGGCCACGUAUAUACACUGGAGACGAGGAGGUGCACGACUCCAAGAAUCUAUGGGACAACAUGCCCUCGUCUCCUGUUGCUCCACCUUUCAGCCCUCCUGCACGCGACUAUGUCGAGUUCGGCCGUGCGCAAAGGAAAAGAACGCUAGAGUGGGCUUGCGCUGCUGCGCGACUUGCCGAGAAGGAUGGUGUAAAGCUCCAUGCAGGUGAUGCAGAUGAUACGGACGACGAACUGCAUGAGGCGGUGACACCACCAAGUACUUUGGGUGCCGGUGACCUUCGUUGGAACAUCGAGACGGGGAAAAGUCUGAAGCCAAUGAAGCUGCAUGGCGUUCAAAUCAGAGAAGCAGGUAAAGAGGAGCCGGCGCAGGAUGACGAUAUGAUGAGGGCCGCUCUUGCACUGUGUGGACUAGGUCGAUCCUGA
This is a messenger RNA of Pleurotus ostreatus (oyster mushroom), 861 nucleotides long. RefSeq lists its product as uncharacterized. Gene Ontology annotation, biological process: regulation of transcription by RNA polymerase II. The transcript is spliced from 2 exons. The coding region runs from base 1 to 861 and encodes 286 amino acids. Lineage: Eukaryota; Fungi; Basidiomycota; Agaricomycetes; Agaricales; Pleurotaceae. The record is from RefSeq and is a predicted model, not a curated record. Gene Ontology annotation, molecular function: DNA-binding transcription factor activity, RNA polymerase II-specific; RNA polymerase II cis-regulatory region sequence-specific DNA binding.